UGCCCCUUUCGUGCGUUUCUUUCAUGCCUUUCCCUACGACAUCUGAUGCAUAAAUUCUAGGGUUUGAGAAGUAGGGUUUCUUUUGCGAUCAGAGGCGUCUUUAGCUUUAACUUCUGAAGCUGCUCCAAGUGCAUCGUCUACAAUGGCGGUCGGGAAGAACAAGAGGAUAUCGAAGGGCAAGAAAGGAGGAAAGAAGAAAGCGGUUGAUCCUUUCUCUAAGAAGGACUGGUAUGAUAUCAAGGCUCCUUCGAUCUUCAGCCAUAGAAAUGUCGGGAAAACCCUAGUUUCAAGAACGCAGGGAACUAAGAUUGCUUCUGAAGGACUUAAGCACCGAGUAUUUGAGGUUUCCCUUGCUGACCUUCAGAAUGAUGAGGAUCAGUCCUACAGGAAGAUCCGACUCAGAGCUGAGGAUGUACAAGGAAAGAAUGUGCUCACUAACUUUUGGGGAAUGAAUUUCACAACAGACAAGUUGAGGUCUUUGGUGCGUAAGUGGCAGACCUUGAUUGAGGCACAUGUUGAUGUGAAGACUACAGACAACUACACUUUGAGGAUGUUCUGCAUUGGAUUCACAAAGAGGCGUCCAAACCAGGUUAAGCGAACCUGUUAUGCACAAACAAGCCAGAUCCGUCAGAUUCGCCGUAAGAUGAGAGAAAUUAUGGUAAACCAGGCAACCUCAUGUGACUUGAAGGAGUUAGUACAGAAGUUCAUCCCUGAGAUGAUAGGGAAGGAGAUUGAGAAGUCCACUGGCAGCAUUUACCCUUUACAGAAUGUCUUUAUUCGUAAGGUCAAGAUUUUGAAAGCUCCCAAGUUUGAUCUUGGCAAGUUGAUGGAGGUCCAUGGGGAUUAUUCUGAGGAUGUUGGCAUGAAGGUGGACAGGCCUGCAGAGGAACCAGUGGCUGAAGAAACUGAAGUAGUUGGAGCAUAAAUGAAGUUUCAGCGUCUUUUUAAUUUUAUCAUCGUUUCAGCAUAUUUUAUUCUUGUCUUUUUAUCAAAUUUUGGAAGCUUUGUUUAUCCUUGAUGCUGAUGAGAAACUUGGCUAGCAAAUGAUUUUGGCGUUAGAUUGAGUUCAAUUGUUCGACUCAGAGAAACAGGAACAUCAUUUUUGCCGCCUCUUCGGCCAGUUGUCUUUUAAUCUCGAUUACGCCCCUCCUGGCGCUGCCAUUUCUGGCUGUUUAUUUGAGAAAUGGCACUAUAUUUCCUCAGUGCCCUUCAAUUAUGGUUGUUAGUGCCGAACCUAUUGAUAUUAAUGCUCCCCAUUUUAUUUUUUCA
This is a messenger RNA of Macadamia integrifolia, 1269 nucleotides long. Its product is annotated as 40S ribosomal protein S3a. The record is from RefSeq and is a predicted model, not a curated record. Gene Ontology annotation, molecular function: structural constituent of ribosome. Gene Ontology annotation, cellular component: cytosol; ribosome. NCBI's taxonomy places the organism in Eukaryota, Viridiplantae, Streptophyta, Magnoliopsida, Proteales, Proteaceae. Bases 143 to 925 code for a protein of 260 amino acids. The transcript has 7 exons. Gene Ontology annotation, biological process: translation.